AUGUGCGACAUUCUAAGCAUCGGCGGGGAGCCGAUCUUCGACGAUCGUAUCGUCAAGAUUGAAACUCACACAUACAAUCCUUACGCUAAUACUACGUUUGAAAAUAGCGACGAGAUACGAAUUCCUAUACAACAACAAGAUCUGUACACAUUACCAUGUGAUAGUUUUCUCUACAUAGAAGGUAGACUCGAGUCUAAAGAAUCGCCGAGUGCGCAUGAGGAAACCGCGUUGGUGACGAGGCUAGUGAACAAUUGCGCGGCGUUUAUCGACGAGAUACGAAUUCCUAUACAACAGCAAGAUCUGUACACAUUACCGUGCGAUAGUUUUCUCUACAUAGAAGGUAGACUCGAGUCUAAAGAGUCGCCGAGUGUGCAAGAGGAAACCGCGUCGGUGACGAGGCUAGUGAACAAUUGCGCGGCGUUUAUGUUCGAGGAGAUUCGCUACGAACUCGACGGUGUGGAAAUCGAUCGAAGCAGAAAUGUUGGGAUAACUAGCACAAUUAAGAAUUACGCGUCGCUGUCAGUCGAAAAAAGCAAGAUAUUAAAGAACGCCGGAUGGGAUUUAUCAGCGGCAACUCAUUCGUCGAUCAACGAUUUCAACUUUUGCGUACCUCUCAGCGUGUUAUUAGGUUUUUGUGAAGAUUACAAGCGUGUCGUGAUCAACGCGCGACACGAACUUAUUCUGAUACGAGCACGUAAUGAUAACAAUUGUAUCAUAUCGCGCGAAACGCAAGAGCCUAAAAUCGUUUUAUUAAAGAUACAGUGGCGAAUGCCACAUAUAGUGUUAAACGAUAUUAAUAAAUUAAGGUUAUUGCGCACGUUGGAUAGCGGACGAUAUCUGAGCGUCGCUUUUCGCUCGUGGGAUCUCUACGAGUUUCCGCUUCUACAGAGCACGACUAAACAUUCGUGGGCUGUCAAAGCGGCGACGCAACUCGAAAAACCGCGAUACGUUAUCUUCGCGCUACAGUCCGGAAAGAAGAACGUUCUAUCCGAGGAAUCUUCCUUAUUCGACGAUUGCGAACUAACUAAUGUCAAAUUAUUUCGAUAA
Molecule: messenger RNA, 1047 nt
Organism: Formica exsecta
Lineage: Eukaryota; Metazoa; Arthropoda; Insecta; Hymenoptera; Formicidae
Exons: 3
Coding region: 1-1047 (348 amino acids)
Source: RefSeq, a predicted model, not a curated record